AAAUGGCGCUGCCCAUGAGACAAAUCACGCGAAAAAUCUUCUGGAGAAAAGUUUUAUCACGUUGUAGAUUUUCAACAAGUUGUACCCAUUUUCACCAUGAUAUUGUAAGAGUACGCUUUGCUCCAAGUCCAACGGGAUAUCUGCAUUUAGGUUCAUUACGAACGGCCCUCUUCAAUUAUUGCCAAGCAAAAACGAAUGGAGGAGUUUUCAUUCUGAGGAUAGAAGAUACGGACCAGAGCAGAAAAGUUGAAGGAGCAACAGAAAGUAUCAUGAAAGUGCUGGACUGGGCAGGAUUAUCUCCAGACGAAGGUCCACUAGUAGGAGGUGAGCAUGGGCCCUACAUCCAGUCAGAAAGAAAACAAAUCUACCAGGAAGCCACAGAAACACUGCUCAAGAAAGGUGCUGUCUAUCCAUGCUUUUGCACAGAAAAUCGACUGAAUUUAUUGAGAAAGGAAGCAUACAGAAGGAAGGAGAUCCCCAAAUAUGAUAACAAAUGUAGAGAUUUAACGACAGAAGAAAUUGAAGAAAAGAAGUCCCAAGGUAUUCCAUGGGUAGUACGACUGAGGGUGGAUGACUGGAGUCGGGCGUGGGAUGACAUGGUGUAUGGACACAUAGCAAUCAACCACCAGGAAGGUGACCCUGUGCUAAUGAAGGCAGACGGUUAUCCCACGUACCAUUUUGCGAAUGUUGUGGACGAUCAUCUCAUGAAGAUUACACAUGUGCUACGAGGAGAAGAAUGGCAAUCCUCCACACCUAAACACCUUGUACUUUACCAGGCCUUUGGCUGGGAUCCACCCAAGUUUGCUCACCUACCUCUCAUACUGAAUUCGAAUGGGACUAAGUUAUCAAAGCGACAAGGUGAUAUCACUGUGGACUAUUUCAAGAAAAAAGGUUACUCUCCACGGGUGCUGUUGAACUACCUCACGUUGACUGGUGGAGGAUUCGGGACGUCUUCCUUGACCCCGGAGUGUUUCUCACUAGACCAGCUCGUACAGAAGUUUGAUUUAAAGAAUGUGACUUCCCAUUCUGGUCGGCUACAUCCUCAGAAUUUAGAGAUACUUAGCAGAAAGCUCUUACUAGCAAAGCUUGAGACGAAGGAGGGCCAGAAUGAGCUUGUCCAGUAUACCAUACAACUGGUCAAGGAUCACUAUAGAAACAGAUCAUCAGAUGAAGACCUGGCGAAGUUUAUAUUUAAUGAGGACCAUAUUGGUAGUCUGUUGAAAUGGGCGUUACCGGAAAGGAUAACAAGGCCUGAAGAUCUGCUUGGAGAACAAUUCAUAUUUCUGUGGGAAGUGCCUGAUAAAACUGAUAUAGCUACCUUCUUACAAAAGACUGGUGAAGAUAGCCAUAUGUUUAUAAAUGUUGGCUUAGAAAUUGUUGAUACAGUGGAACAGUUUGAAGCAGAGAGUAUUAAUGCAGCACUCAACAAGAAAGCCAAAUCUUUAAAAAUUUCUCUAAAGAAGUUAAUGCCAAUACUAAGAUAUGUGCUAUUCUCAACAGUGGAAGGGCCAAAAGUUGGUGAAAUAAUGUUUGCUUUGGGGAAAGAACAGACUGUGUUUCGUCUACAGAGGGCUUUAGAGCUCAGUGAUAUCAGUGCUGUGUAGAAAUAUAUAAAACAAUGUACAAUAUUAUAGCCACGGAAAUGUGAGAAUCAGAUUUGUUUUCAUCUGCAUCUGCAUCAUCAUCAUCAUCAUCAUCAUCGUUGUCAUUGUCAUCAUUUUUAUGGUCAAGUAUGUUUAAAGUAUGUAAGCCCUUCUACCAAAAUAUGAGGUCGAAAAUUCUAGUACUUAACAGGAUUUGUUCAGAGCGAUACUGCAUUGAUGUAUUUUCAUUUUUGUCUUCAAAAUUUUUUAACACUUUCUAUAAAAAAGACUACAGGGAAAAACUGCUUAAUUCUAUUUUGUAAUUUUAUUUUAAAUUACACAAUUUUCCCAUUGCUUUUGAGUAAUGAGAAAAAAUUUUCAAGAGUGUUUCCAAAUUAAUGACAUUAAGAAGAGCUUCAGAAGUACAAAAUCUGUAGAGACAUGCUGUUUUCCUGUAGUUUCGGGUUACCUUUAAUUCACUUUAUCAAUGUCACAACAGACAAAUAUGUUAAAAGGAACAAAAAAGAGAGAGAGAGAAAUGUUAAUGAUCAAAGCCCAUUGUCUUUCUGUUUUCCAAGAAACUUGAGGAUUUUUUUUUUAUGUGUCAAAAAGAAAAUAAACGUACAAUGAAAUGUU
This is a messenger RNA of Pecten maximus, 2219 nucleotides long. Its product is annotated as probable glutamate--tRNA ligase, mitochondrial. Gene Ontology annotation, biological process: glutamyl-tRNA aminoacylation. Lineage: Eukaryota; Metazoa; Mollusca; Bivalvia; Pectinida; Pectinidae. The coding region runs from base 3 to 1604 and encodes 533 amino acids. The record is from RefSeq and is a predicted model, not a curated record. Gene Ontology annotation, molecular function: glutamate-tRNA ligase activity; tRNA binding; zinc ion binding. The transcript has 14 exons.